GGCGCCGCGAUGCGGAAGGUUUCUGCAUCCUUCUAAAGUUGUUUGGUAAUCCUUUCUUCGGUGUACACUCCAGCAACAGGUGACAGGACAAAAUAAACUCCCAGAGGACACCUGUUGGGUUUGCCGUGCCUUUGUCGAUUAAAGAAAUAAACGAAUCACCAAAAGUUUCAAAAAGUGCUCAAACAAUUUUCUGUUUCCAAAUUAAGUGAUUGAUAUUUUUAUCGCCUUUUCUAACGAAAAUCAACCGAUCAAAAAGUGAAUGUAAACCAAGAGAACCAAGUUUGUGCAGUGAUUCGCAUAAAGCCAACAAAACCGAUUGUGAAUUUAAACCUCAAAACGGAGGCCAAGAAAAUUAAGCUCCCUUUUCCGGAGUCUUACAAAUUGAACCUCCACAAUUCAUCCCAGCGGGAGAAGACAAGAAGAUAGUCUUUCAAAAAAAAAAAACAAACAAAUUCAAACCAUAUAACAAGGAUAAACGUUCCGAAAAUAAAGUGCCAAGUACCCCCCGGUUAAAGGUGUGCAACCUUGGAGUGAUUAAAAAAUUCUACACGCACUGAUCGACCCGCGGAAGCCUUGUUGGUUGUCCGAGGUGAAACGGAGAAAAAAAACGAGGACUGCACAGUCACACGUCCCAAACUGGAGUGAAGUGUUCCGAACUGGAAGAAAGGAGUGAAAUAACUCGAAGGAAUUUAGUACCCUACUGCGGAAACGUGAGGUUAUCUCUGUCAACCCUCUACACUAAUAAGGAAACCACAAACUGGUUCAUUUUUCACACCGGACGUUGUGUUUCAGUGCUUGAGGGUAACCUUACCGAUCACAUCGCACAUCGGCGGCAAAGCAUCAUCGAAGAGGUGAAGGACGAAAGCAAGAAAUUAUGGCUAACCCACAUCUAAGGUGGGCGUUAGUCCUUUUCGGCACAUGGGCGUUGCUACCGGCCACGAUCGAAGCCGCCAAUUUCAAGUGCGAACAGGAAGGAUUCGUCGCAGACCCAAACGAUUGCAACGCUUUUUACCGAUGCGUGCAGGAAGGAGACAAGCUAACGCCAUACAAAUUUCGCUGUGGACCAGGAACCGUUUACUCCGAGGUUGAGAAUACAUGUGUUCACCCAAGCAACUCUGAGCGGCCGGAAUGUGGCGGAGGGAACAACGAACUCGAUAGUAAUGACAAUCACGUACCACAGGAGUCACAUGCAGAGCAAGUAUCGGAGAGUUCCAAACCAGUUGGACCAUCAGAACCAGAACCACAACAGCCAUCAGAACCAGAGCAACAACCGGAACCUGAACAACCUGCGGAUUUAAAUGAAACGCAGGAACCACAGCAACCGGUCGAACCGGAACCAUCUGACAAUGAAAAUGAUAUUAAUUCUAACGGUGAUAACAAUACAGAAGACGGAGGAUAUCACUAUGAGAAACCUUCAUCUUCCGGAGAACAAUCUUCGACGACGGAUGGCAAUUCACAUUGCAAUGAAGAAGGUUUCGUUGGGGACCCUGUUGAUUGUCAAAUGUUUUAUCGAUGUGUCUCAAAUGGGAAUGGUGGAUUCACGACGUACUCGUUCCGGUGUGCUGAAGGAACCGUAUGGGAUGAUCGAAUUGAUGCUUGCAAUCAUGAUUAUGCCGUUGAAAGAUGCACGAAACGAGCAGAGAAUGACUACGUGGUAAACAUGGAAUCUUUCAGUCAAACAAAUGCUUCAGCUGAACAAAAUUCAUCUCAAACUAGCGGAUCAAUGACACAAAACGGAGUAACAACGAACACAACGUCUUCACAGAGCAACAGCAACAGUCAAAUGAGUAAUUAUCAAAAUAUGACUACAUCGACAAGCGAUGGACAAGGCGGUUCUUCUCAGUCUUCUUCCAGUAGCUCCAGUUCAAGUAGCAGUAGCAGUUCAAGUAGUAGUUCAAGCAGUAGUUCAAGCAGUAGCUCAAGCAGUGGCAGCCAAAACAAUCAGAAUAACCAAAAUAAUCAAGGCUCAUCAAGUAGCAACCAAGGAUCCAGCAGUCAAUCAUCAAACAAUAACAAUCAAUCGAAUAAUAACAAUCAAGGAUCCAGCAGUCAAUCAUCAAACAAUAAUCAAUCGAAUAAUAACAACCAAGGAUCCAGCAGUCAAUCAUCAAACAAUAACAAUCAAUCGAAUAAUAACAAUCAAGGAUCCAGCAGUCAAUCAUCAAACAAUAAUCAAUCGAAUAAUAACAAUCAAGGAUCCAGCAGUCAAUCAUCAAACAAUAACAAUCAAUCGAAUAAUAACAAUCAAGGAUCCAGCAGUCAAUCAUCAAACAAUAACAAUCAAUCGAAUAAUAACAAUCAAGGAUCCAGCAGUCAAUCAUCAAACAAUAACCAAUCGAAUAAUAACAAUCAAGGAUCCAGCAGUCAAUCAUCAAACAAUAACAAUCAAUCGAAUAAUAACAAUCAAGGAUCCAGCAAUCAAUCAUCGAACAACAACAAUCAAGGCCAGAGCUCUUCCAAUAACAACCAAUCGAAUAACAACAAUCAAGGGUCCAGUGGACAGGGAACCAAUGAGAGUCAAAGCUCCAACAGCAAUAGCCAAGGUAACAACCAGAGCCAAAGCUCGAACAACCAAUGGAACAACAAUCAACAACAAAGUUCAUCCAGUAACAAUCAACAUCAAGGACAAAGCAGCAGUAGUCAAGGAUCCAACAGUAACAAUCAAAGUAACAACAAUCAAGGAUCUAAUAAUAAUAGUCAAAGUAGCAGUAGUCAAGGAUCUAAUUCCAACAACCAAGAGAACAAUAAUCAAGGUCAAUCUUCCAACAAUCAAGGCCAGAACAGCCAAAAUAAUCAAUCAAACAAUAAUAAUCAAAAUUCUAACAAUAACAGUAAUCAAAAUAACCAAUCCAAUAACAACAAUCAAGGAAAUCAAAAUCAAUCAGCAUCCCAAACUGGACAACAAAAUGGAGCCGAGUCGGCACAAGGUUCAAACAAUGCACAAAAUCCACCAGGCCAAUCCAACAACAACCAACAAGGAUCAGGUCCUGCUUCUGCGAACUAUGAAAGUACAUCAACUGAAGCUUCCUCAACAGAAGAUAUUCCCACAACUACCACUACAACGGCGCAAUCAACAACCACUGCCACUCAAUCAACUACUGAAGCAGCGACAACAUCUAGUGCACCAUCGACUACUUCUUCUUCUACCGGAACGUCUACAACAUCAGAAUCGGAAAAACCCGACGAAAGCACGGACCCAAAUCUCAAUGAAUUACAAACAACCUCAAGCGCAGCUUCCACUACUAGUUCUUCUAGUGUUAUGUCAGAAUCCACAACUACCUCAACCAAACCACAAAGUACCACUUCUAAGCCCUCUUCAUCAUCUUCCGGUACUGACAGUGGUAGCUCUCCAACAUGCACCGAUGAUGGUUUCAUGGGUGAUCCCAAUGAUUGCCAAAAAUUCUAUCGUUGUGUGUCAAACGGACAAGGAGGAUUCACCAAAUAUGAGUUCAAAUGUAGUGAUAACACAGUAUGGGACGACAGCAUAUCUAACUGCAAUCAUGCUUGGGCUGUUGAAAACUCAACUUGCCAUCAAAAAAUGGAACAAGGAAGUAGCUCAUCGGGAUCAUCCGCUCCCGAUGGAAACAAUAAUGGUCAAAAUGGUGGAAACCUGGAAGGACAAGGCCCUAGUGGACCCAGCAAUAAUGUUCAAGGUCCCGAUGGCCAGAACGGCGGGGGAGAUGGUCCAAACGGUUCCAACAAUAAUAGUCAAGGUCCAAACGGUACAAAUGGACCCAACAAUAAUAAUGAAGGACCUAGCGGUCCGAAUGGUUCAAAUGGAUCUAAUGGACCGAAUGGCCCGAACGGACAAAAUGGCCCGGAUGGCUCUAAUGGACCCAAUGGCUCUAACGGUGGAGAAGGGGGCCCUAAUGGUUCAAAUAAUAAUAAUCAAGGCCCGAGUGGACCUAAUGGAGGAGGUGAGGGUCCUGAUGGAAACAACAAUAAUUAUCAAGGUCCUAGCGGACCAAAUGGUUCUAACGGUCCGAAUGGUUCCAACGGACAAAAUGGUUCUGGAGGUUCACAAGGUCCUCAAGGUUCUGGAGGUUCAGAAGGUACUCAAGGUUCUGGAGGUCCCAGCGGCACACAAGGUCCAGACGGAACACAAGGUUCAAGUGGAUCAGAAACACCCAACCAAGAAAAUAGUAACUCAACAUCUACUGUUCCACCAUGUCAGCAGACAACCACUACAAGUGCUCCUGCUCAGCCUGCUGGUAGCAAUGGAGUGUGUGAACGCGAAGGAUUUAUGGAACAUGAGUCCAACUGUCGAAAGUUCUAUCGGUGCGUUGAUAAUGGAAAUGGUGGCUACACUAGAUACGAAUUUAAUUGCGGUGCUGGUACUGUUUGGGAUAAUGAUAUUUUGGCAUGUAAUCAUCCUGAAUCUGUUCAAAACUCAAAAUGUGGUACCGGCGGACAAAGUCCUUCACAAGGAAAUGAAGGUCGACCAGAAGGUGGAAGUCCACAGGGGCCUAGUAAUACUUAUUUACCUCCAGAUCCGUCUAGUUCAACAGAGCCAAUGACAACUGAUCAGGAAACAACAUCCAAGGCUUCCACUACAACUGAAAACAUAGACAACAACACUGAAACCCAGGAAAAAACUACCGAAGGAUCAUCUUCAAGUACGAGCUCUGCUGAAACUACAACUGUUUCUGGACAAGAAACAACAUCAUCGAGUAGUAGUGAAACAGAACCGACUUCUCAGAAAACAGAACCAACAACAGCUCAAAGCGAAUCCACAACUUCACCAUCAAAUCAAGAAACAACCACACCUUCAAGUCAAGAAACUACUCCAGCAUCAACUGAAGAUUCAACUAUGGGAAGUUCAACAGAACAAACUUCUGAAAGUACUACCCAAUCAAGUCAAACGGGAACUACCGAAGCACAAUCUUCAACCACUCAGUCUUCAGAAGGAUGCGAAGCGGAAGGCUACAUGUCACAUCCAAGUGACUGUAAGAAAUUUAUUCGGUGCGUGGAUAAUGGUAAUGGAGGCUAUACCAAGCACGAAUACACUUGCGCUGACGGAACUGCGUGGGAUGAAAAAAUUCAAAACUGUAAUUAUGAGUACGAAGUAGAAAAUUGUGGAGCAGAUCGACCACCACAACCGACACCUGAGCCAGAUUCUCAAAGCACGCAGAGCCCUCCCGACUCGGAAAAUCAAAUGACUACUACGCAAUCUUCAGGAUCUACUACUGCAUCUGAGAAUUCCACAGAUCAAAAUACUUCUACAAGUGAAACAACGACCUCAAAACAAACAGAAACUACUCAAGCACCCGAAUCAACAACUUCGCUAGAAAAAACUACAACUGAUUCGUCGGCUGAGACCACAACUACAACAGCGGCUGAAACAACCACUACACCAGCUGCAGAAACUACGACCUCGGUGACAACAGAAGCAACUUCAGCGCAAACCACAACUGCUGCAAUAUCCGAAACUACAACAACUGCCACAUCACAAGAAACAACUACAAACAACGGUCAAACAACACAGUCAUCUACUGAAAAUGUAACUACAGAAUCAUCGCAAGAAACAACUUCUUCUGAAGCACAAACAACUACCAAUGCAGCAGAAUCUACACCUGCAGAAGAGAAACAAGAAACAACCACAAAACAACCAUCUAGCGGUGAAUGUACAUCGGAAGGUUUCAUGGGAGAUCCAAAUGAUUGCAAGAAGUUCUACCGUUGUGUCGAUAAUGGCAAAGGGGGUUAUACUAAAUAUGAUUUCGAUUGUGGCGAAGGUACCGCUUGGGAUCAACAACUUCAAACUUGUAAUCACGAAAAUGUAGUUGAAAUGUGCGGCGACCAAACAGAGAAACCAAGUGGUACAACUAAUCCAACUACAGAUGAAUCAGGUAAUGAGACAACGACUGCAGAAAAUACAGAAGCAACAUCGGCUGGCCAAGACUCGACCACACAGACAACAUCCGAGACGACAGAGAAAUCAGAAACAACAACAAGACCGACGGACCAAGAAAGUACAACACAAUCCGAGACAACAACUCAGCCAAACCAGGAAACAACUACACAAUCUUCUCAGACAUCCAGUGAAACUACUACGAUGGGAGGUACUUCGGAAGCAACGACUCAACCUGAACCAGAGAAAGAAACAACCGCGCAAACAACAGAGGGAUCACAAGAAAUAACUCAAACUAACGCUGUUACUGACCAAGAAACCACCAGUCAGUCGACUGAUGCCAGUUCAGAAACGACAAGUCAGUCUGUACAAGAAACUACAACCACAGCAGCCACCGAGACCACAACGACCGAAGCUUCGGCAACAGAUCCAGCAGCAACCGAACCCCAAACAACUACAGAACAAUCUAGUACUGAAACGACAACGAAAAGCAGUCCUCAACAGUGCCCAGAAGGUUGUCAGAGCAAGUGCCCAACGGCCGACGAAGGACAAACUAGUUUCGUUUGUCCAACUGGCUUCCGUCGACACCCGAAGGACUGCAACAUGUUUUACCAAUGUACACAGAAAGAAAAUAGUUAUGAUUACAGCAUAGUAGUUUUUAGCUGCCCCAACAAUACCGUAUACAAUGAUGAGGGAAUUCAGUGUAACGAGCCAUCAGAGGGAGACGAACAAUGCCAAUCUCCAAGUAUGCGAGUCCUUCGUAGCGCGAUUGGAAUGCCUGCUAAUGUGAUGCAACUUCGCUCCAUGAAACCACUUUGUCCUCAGGAGGGCCACUUUGCCCUGGAUAACAACAAAUGCAGUUCAACCUUUGUACGAUGCCUACCAGGUGAAGGUCGCAAUGUCGACACUCUAAUGCCUAGUAUGUAUCGUUGUCCAAAAGGUUACGUUUACUGGGACGUGAGUCGACGAUGUGAACGAGUGGCUAAAAUUCCGGAAUGUAAAAACACACCGAUGCAAGAGCGAACUGAACUGCCAGUAGAAUGGAUAAACAUCGGAAACCGGCGCAAAAGUCUGUUCUAAGCCGAUUCGAAGACGCGAAGACCGAAGCAAUUAGUCAACGACCAAGAUCAGACAUGCGAUUUGUUCUAUAAGCUAGUUAGGUAUACUUUAAGUGAUCAUUAGUUUUAACAGGUUACUAGAGAGCUUCCACCAACAGGACUGAUUUGUACUAAUAUUUCCACGAAUAUUAUCGCUGGAGUCACGUUUUCAAGUACGAAGAAGGCACUAGCUAAACAAAAAUAUUUCAAAAGACAUCUAUCUAGUUCUAGUCAAGAAGAUGUCAUAUUUCAGUGAACCAACUCUCAAAAGCCAUACUGGAAGAAAACGAAAAUAAUCGAAACUGACACAGAUAUGAACACUAGGAUCGAAAAUUAGUCAUUUAAAGUCGUAGGUAUUUAUUAUCAAAUGUAAAUAUUUUCCAACCUUCCGCAAGGAGUGAAAAUAGCAUCGAAAGAGUAGUUCGACAUGAAAACUACGUGGGUUAUCUCAAGGGAAGAUGACAUUCAUAUCCAGUUCGCAGCACAGAGUCAUUAGCCCUGUCGUGUUUGUGCAGAAUCACAAUACACAGAUGCGGCCAUUUUUUUCUUUUCCUGAAAACGAGUCUCUCUUGCUCCAGAAGUGUUGAGCAGAAGAGAGUUGCCGAUUGUUUUCGAGAAAAGUGUCGUUACGUGACACCGUGUGCGAACUAUUUAUGAAUAUAAACCAUAGCAAUGUAACUAUUUUUAAGGAACAUUUAGUGAAUAAAUGUAAUUUAUUGUAGAAAA
Malaya genurostris is the source of this 7671-nucleotide messenger RNA. RefSeq lists its product as uncharacterized. The record is from RefSeq and is a predicted model, not a curated record. The coding region runs from base 875 to 6928 and encodes 2017 amino acids. Gene Ontology annotation, molecular function: chitin binding. NCBI's taxonomy places the organism in Eukaryota, Metazoa, Arthropoda, Insecta, Diptera, Culicidae. The transcript is spliced from 6 exons. Gene Ontology annotation, cellular component: extracellular region.